Messenger RNA from Eremothecium cymbalariae DBVPG#7215, 1449 nucleotides. It is a transcript of the gene ROX1, whose product is annotated as Rox1p. Bases 1 to 1449 code for a protein of 482 amino acids. Gene Ontology annotation, molecular function: RNA polymerase II cis-regulatory region sequence-specific DNA binding; DNA-binding transcription factor activity, RNA polymerase II-specific. Lineage: Eukaryota; Fungi; Ascomycota; Saccharomycetes; Saccharomycetales; Saccharomycetaceae. The transcript has a single exon. The record is from RefSeq and is a predicted model, not a curated record. Gene Ontology annotation, biological process: cell differentiation; anatomical structure morphogenesis; negative regulation of transcription by RNA polymerase II.
AUGGCGGAUAAUAGUAAUGCCCAGAACAUCAUGCCAAUGGCAGGAGCAGCUCCCACAGUCGCGGGAGGGUUGAACUACAAACAAUCGAAACAGCAUAUUCCUAGGCCUCGUAAUGCGUUUAUUCUGUUUAGAUCUCACCAGCAGAAAUUGCUGACGGACUACUGGAAACAGUCCGGGCAGGAUAUUCCCCACAACUGCGAGGUUAGUAAGAUCAUCAGUUUCCAGUGGAAGAAGUUGACCCCUGAGGAGAAGAAGGAAUGGCACGAUAAGGCGGAGUUGGAAAAACAGGAACACGCAAAGAAGUAUCCGGGCUACAAGUAUAAGCCUAAACGCAAGAAGAAUCGGAACAAGCUGGCCUUGGAGUUUGAGCUGCAGAAUCUGGUGCGGAUGUACCCCCACGGGGGGGCAGCCGCAGCCGCAGCCGCAGCUGCGGCUGCGGCUGCGGCGGCAUCUUCUGUUGUUCCUGGAUCUUCCAGUGGGCACAGCACGAAUCCCUCUUCUGCGUCUGCGUCUGUGUCUGCUCUUCCUCCGCUCGGCGGCAGGGCAGACGACCAAUUGCAUUUCCAACAACAGGUUGCAGCGGCGUCUGCUGGUUCACAGACUUCCAGUGCCUAUAUCAUGCAGAUGGUGCCCUGGGAAAACCGGUACACCGCGCAGGAGCAGCACGCGCAGCACCAUCAGCAGGGCCUGCCGCAGCAGCAGCCGCAGCAGCCGUCGGUGGCGGCCGCGACGGCGGCUGUCGCCGCAGGCCCUCCGCAGCAACACAUGGGGAGCCAGCACGGUACGUCGUCUCCGCAACAGUUGCAUCAGAAUGUUAAUAAUUCCAGCCAAUUGUCUCCUAUGAAUUUCAGCUCGAUGCCGGGGAACAAUUCGAAGAUUGCGUAUAACCAUGAAAACAUGUGGAAGCUGUAUUACCGCCAGCAGCAGACCCAGACGCAACCGCAGCAGACCCAGCACUCACAGCAGCAGCAGACCCAGCAGAACCAACAGAACCAACCGCAGAACCAGCAGGUACACCAACAAUAUAGAUAUUCCCAACAAUACAGGUACCCCCAACAGCAACAACAGCAGCAACAGCACCAGCACCAGCAGCAGGUGCAUUACCCACAACAGCAGCAGCAACAAUCGUAUUACCGGUUACCCAAUCUACAGCAGGACACGUCGUACCUCGAUCAGGGGUUUCAGCAUGCGGUGUCGUCUAACGCGCCGCCGACCUCGGCCGGCGGCAACCACAAUUCUAUGUUGUCCGGUGGCGGGGGAGGCACGCCCGCACGCUAUGUCGUUCCGUUGAGCCACGGAUCGUCUGGGCCAAUGAAUGUUUCUUCCGCCGUUGGCGGCCACAACUCGCUUCCCAGCAGCAGCAGUAAUUCCAACAUGGCCGCAGCUGCGGCCGUUUCACUAAAUCACAUGGGCUCGUCGCAGGUGGAGGACUUACAUCACGGCAAGUGA